This is a messenger RNA of Otolemur garnettii (small-eared galago), 4971 nucleotides long. RefSeq names its product forkhead box K2 (gene FOXK2). NCBI's taxonomy places the organism in Eukaryota, Metazoa, Chordata, Mammalia, Primates, Galagidae. The coding region runs from base 1 to 1893 and encodes 630 amino acids. The record is from RefSeq and is a predicted model, not a curated record. Gene Ontology annotation, biological process: regulation of transcription by RNA polymerase II. The transcript is spliced from 11 exons. Gene Ontology annotation, molecular function: RNA polymerase II cis-regulatory region sequence-specific DNA binding; DNA-binding transcription factor activity, RNA polymerase II-specific.
AUGGCUCUGUCUUCAGAUGGUUACAACCCAGUGGAGGCUUCAUGUGGUAAAAGAAAGGUGAAAGUGGAUCUGGCCGGCGCGGCCCAGAUCCCUGCUGAUGUUUCAUCGACCAACUGCGAGUCACACGCUGAUGACUGGUGGACCGAGCUGCGGGCCUGGACAGUGACCGCCGCCACUCCGAGGGCGCCGGGCCUGCGCGGAGAACGCUGCCGCCGGCGCCUUCCACGCGAGGCCCCGGCCCAGGUCUCGCUGCUGCCUUGCCACAGGGAAGCCUGGGGACUCUGCAUCCUGCUCUGGCUGGGUGGUGACCGUGGGUUCUCUUUUCCCAGGUGCACGUUCAGGUUUCCGAGCACAAACAUCAAGAUCACAUUCACUGCCCUGUCCAGCGAGAAGAGGGAGAAGCAGGAGGCGCCCGAGUCCCCAGUGAAGGCUGUGCAACCGCACAUCUCGCCCCUGACCAUCAACAUUCCAGACACCAUGGCCCACCUCAUCAGUCCCCUCCCCUCCCCCACGGGGACCAUCAGUGCUGCCAACUCCUGCCCAUCUAGCCCCCGGGGAGCAGGGUCUUCAGGGUACAAAAUGGGCCGAGUGAUGCCAUCUGACCUCAAUUUAAUGGCCGAAAACUCGCAGCCAGAACAUGAAAAGGAAGCUUCUGGAGGAGACAGCCCAAAGGAUGACUCAAAGCCACCUUAUUCCUAUGCACAGUUAAUAGUACAAGCAAUUACGAUGGCUCCUGAUAAACAACUCACCCUCAAUGGAAUUUAUACACACAUCACAAAAAACUACCCCUACUACAGGACUGCGGACAAGGGCUGGCAGAAUUCAAUUCGCCACAAUCUCUCUCUGAAUCGUUAUUUCAUCAAAGUACCGCGUUCCCAGGAAGAACCAGGCAAAGGCUCAUUCUGGAGGAUAGAUCCUGCCUCUGAAAGCAAAUUAAUAGAGCAGGCUUUUAGGAAAAGACGGCCUAGGGGCGUGCCUUGCUUUAGAACCCCUCUGGGACCGCUUUCUUCUAGGAGCGCCCCAGCCUCUCCCAAUCAUGCUGGGGUACUGUCUGCUCACUCCAGCGGCGCCCAGACCCCCGAGAGCCUGUCCAGGGAAGGUUCGCCAGCACCCUUGGAGCCUGAGCCUGGCGCCUCACAGCCCAAACUUGCUGUCAUCCAGGAAGCUCGGUUUGCCCAGAGCGCACCAGGGUCACCUCUGCCUAGCCAGCCAGUCCUCAUUGCUGUUCAGCGACAGCUGCCACAGGCUGUUAAGCCCGUCACUUACACAGUUGCAGCCCCAGUGACCACUCCAACCUCCCAGCCGCCCGUUGUGCAGACAGUUCACGUCGUCCACCAGUUACCAGCAGUGUCAGUCACCAGUGUGACUGGACUGGCCCCAGCAAACACUUACACUGUUGCGGGACAAACUGUGGUCACUCAGGCGGCUGUGCUGACCCCCACGAAGUCCGAGCCACAGGAGAACGGUGAUCACAGGGAAGUGAAAGUGAAAGUAGAACCUAUUCCUGCAAUUAGCCAUGCCACAUUAGGCGCUGCCAGCCGGAUCAUUCAGCCGUCACAGACCACCCCUGUCCAGACGGUCACCAUAGUACAACAGGCGCCUCUAGGUCAACACCAGCUACCAAUAAAAACUGUAACACAAAACGGUACUCACGUGGUACCAAUCCCCAGCGCAGUCCACAGCCAGGUGAACAAUGCGGCAGCGAGCCCUUUGCACAUGCUGGCAACCCACGCAUCAGCAUCAGCCUCCCUGCCCACAAAGCGCCAGAAUGGUGACCAGCCAGAGCAGCCAGAGCUGAAGAGGCUGAAAACAGAGGACAGCGAGAGUAUUGUCAUUGCCCUGAGCAUGGACACGCCACCGGCAGCUGCAAGGGAGAAGGGCGUCCAAAACUAGUGUCUGGGAGAGCUUUCUUACUUCAAAAAUAUCAACUUGUGGUGCCAAAAGGAGACAUUGCCUCUCACCGAUGCUCAGAGCGUAUCCUCUCGGUGGGUAGAGGGCCCUGCGGUUGGACUUCACCUCUCAGCACUGAAAACACAAAACCCAGGUGGCCUUAAAGCUCCUUAAUUUAAAGACAGAAAGUCACACUUGAACAAAAACACACACAACAAAACUGGUUCUGAGAUGGUGGCUCUGCUACCAGGCACUCACCAUGCCGCUGCCUCUGGGUGCAGCUUUUAACUACAAGUAAGAAAACUCCCGGGCCUUCCCCUGGACCAGACUGCAUGUGAGGAUGGUGGGCGGCGCCUGGUGAGGAUGGUGAGCGGGCCUCUGGGACUAGGGCCUCUCCAGAGGCCAGGCAGGACUCGCCAGUGGCACUGGGAGACCAGACAGUAUUUUUUGUUGCUCUCAUGUGGAAUUAGAAUAUUUGAUGUGUACGUUCUUUACACAAUAAUGGGGUCUUUGACAUUUCAUAUCACUCCAUUUCUGCUCUGGAAAUUUUGGAAUCACACAGGACUUUCGUGUGGAUUUCAUUUGGGGAAAGAAACAACAUAAUUUUGUGUUAUUGUUGUUUUCAGCCUAGCCCAUGGAAUGAUUUACUUUUGCCUGUCUUGUUAAAGUUCAGAUGGAGCUACUCUGUGACAGCUGCAGAUGUCCCAUGGUAGAGCGGUUGCCUGAAGGAUUUCAGCACCUCCGUCUCGGUGGGUGGGACAGACGAGUGGCACCGCAGCCGCAUGUGUGGGCCCAGGCGUGAGGCACAUGUGAGGGCCCAGGGAUGAGCCUGUCAUGCAAAAGAGCUACUGGGACUCGUUGAGCUGCACUUAACUGUUCUCUUUCUUGGUAUUUUUUAUUGUUUGUUUCUUUGUGUUGACUUUGUCCCUGGCAAAAUAUUUUCACUCUAAGUAAAACCAGUCUCCUAAGUAUUGUGUAUGUUUAAAGUGACAGAGCCAUUAUUACUACAUUUAGAAAAAAAGAUUCAGUCUUUUAUCGUGCCCUUUCAAAGAAAGCUGGCAGAUUUCUCCAUGGCAUGUAUGAGAUUGCAGGUGUCCUUGCCAGCUCUGGUGGCAUCUGACCAGCUUUCGGCUCAACUGUGUUGGAGUUUUGCAGUUUUCCCCAUGCAGCAAGAGCCCCAGCUACUGGUUCAUCCCAGGGUCUAGGUGAGCACCUUGCUGAGAAGUGUUGGGAUGCUUGGGCCAUUUUCUGAUUUGCAGUAGGAAAUUUCCUGGCCUUUCAGAACUGAAUACUGUAAUGCUAAGGCUGACCCUCCUGCAGAUAUUCAAAGGGAGAGGGAGGAGACAGGUGCAAGUGGGGAGUAGGGGCCCCACAGUCUCAGCCCUGCUCCUUGGGAAGAGAACUCCCAGGGUCAGGACAGAGCAGAAAGCAAACAGAAAGGGCUCUAGCCUUAUUGUGAAUUUUUAAUGUCAUCAUCAUAACAUUAUUUAUUUAAAUGUAGUUAUUUUGGUAUUUAAUUUUUUUAAAGAGAGGGAAAAAAACCUGUAUUUUCCUGGUGGAAUGAAACGGCUCAGAAUGGUAUAUUUAGGCAAUUUUAAAACCCUUAUUAUUUACAUAAAGACCAAAUAUGAUAAAUCUCUUAUAAGUACUGUGUAUCGAUCCACAAUAUGGGGCUGUCACAUGUCAUUGCAGAUGAUGCAUAUUAAAAAGUCUGGAGUUACUGCACACUAGCUGGGUUAUAAUUCAGCCAGUUAGAGAAUAAAAGUGAAACCAUCAUUGGACUGAGACCCUGUGUGUGACAGCAGUGAGCAGCAGCAUUUGGAGCUGGUUGGCCCCUCAGGGCUCACUCUGCAACUUUUGAGCAUUGAACAUAUACCUUGGAAUGUAUAUUUUUGUCUUUUACUCAGAAGGUUUGCAAUUUGCAAAAUAAUUUGGAUUGUGCUGUUUCUUGUGUGUGGGGUCAGGCCACUCCACAGAGCAGGGCCAGACCAGUCAGUUAUACCUAACAGGGGUUUUGCCCGGAGGCCAGCCCUCAAGCUCUCAGUGGACAGACAAGGACACUGGCUUGUGCAGUGCUAAGAGAGUGGAUUGCAGCCUUCUGGAGAUGCAUUUACACAGCAGGAAGCCAGACUCUGGGUAGAUUCUCCCUACAUAAGCUCGGUCCAUAAACUGGUUACUUCUGAUGCUAAAACAGAAUUUACAGAUUUGGAGGGGUUUCUGUUGAGGUCACAGGUAAGAAACUGCCAGCUCCCAAAUGUUAAGGAAGGGAAGCUAGCAUUCUCUGCCUGGUGCCCAGACCCAAGAGCACCUUGUCAGGUGUGGGCUCUCUACUCUUUGCUCCUGCCUUGGCCGUAGGCUCCUAAGAACAUCCAGGAGAUGCAGAAACAAAACCAUGGAUCAGCAAACUGCCGCGCCCAGGUCUUGUCGAUCUUUAAGGCACAGUUUUUAAAUUCUGGAUUUAGCUCUGACUUCCCAAGAGCCCUCUACACACCAAGGGCUACUGAGCUCCCCUGGCGUCACUACCUGGUGCUCGCAGGCCAGCCCAGGUAUCCUGCUUGUCAUGCCCAUCCAUGUGUUGCAGGGAACGCCUCGCUCUCCACUGUGGCUCCUCAGUGUCUUAUUUUCAAGAAGGCUCCACUUUGACCUUUGCCAAACUUCUGGGCUCCUCAGGGACUAGAAACUGAAUUUCAGCAGCUUUGUCCUGAACCAAACAAGAAUACAAAAGGGAAACUCACGUGAUCCAAAUUACGUUGGGUAUUCCAAGUGUGCACGAUGUGAUGUAGGGCUGGUGCUCCCUCACUUUAGGAUAGUGUGCUUGUGGACAGUUGGCCUCCUGAGAUAUCCACCACUCUGUGAUUGUCCCCUGCUAGAGUAACAGUAGCUGGUAGUUGUGGUCAGAGGGGGGGGCAGUGUCAGGACUUGGGGUUUCUGUGCUGUGGGACACAAGGGGAGAAGCGACAAUCUUUAACCCUAACUUCCACUAUUCUAGAAAGUAUAGUGGUGAUUUGUGUACAAAGAUUUGAAAUUUUUAAAAAGUACCAAGUUCCUGAAAUUCAAUAAAAUAUUUUUAUUAAUUUUAAU